AUGACCACAAUGAAACACGAUGAAAUAUAUUGUACUUCCAUAGUACGGUUAUCUGAAAUUGCUGGAACUUUUAUCUCAAGAAAUAAUAAAUCUACCGAUAUUGAUAAAUCAAAUGAUUUAAAAGCCGUACUUCAAGAAUGCAUAGAUACACUAUCUAAUUACAAAGACGAAUGUAAGCGAAUUAAGAAACUAGGUUUAUUUGUUAACCCAGGGCAUAUUGAAAAUAUGGAUAUCCAAGAAAAAUUAAGGACUUUUAAGAUUUUCGAAUCAGCAUAUAUUUAUUAUAAAAUUAUUCAUAUUACAGUAUUGAUAAGAAUACCAAAUUUACCAUCGUUUAUUAAAAUUAAAAAUGAAAAGGAUUUACAAACCGUUAAACAAAAUAAAAAUAAAGAAAUUAUCGAAAUUUAUAACACUUUAGUGAAUACUUUAGUUCAAGAUGAUAGCAUUGCCAAAAUAAAAUUAUUUAUUAAAAAACAUACCAUACCCAACUUAAAAUUGGAGGAGAGUACACAACAUAAUGACACUGAUAUAAAUAAAGAAAUUCCUCUGGAAACUGGUCACACAAUUUCAGUGGAUCAACUCAGGACAUUGUUAACAAAUAAAAAAUCAUCAACUCUUGUGAUAGAUAUACGACCCAGACUUGAAUUUAAUAAAUGUCAUAUCUCAUUUGAUAACAUUGUUUGCAUUGAACCUGUAUCAUUUAAAGAAUCGUAUUCUGAUUAUGAACUUGAAAGGAAAUCCUUAAUCACUAGUCCGAAUGAUGAAAUAAAAUUGUUUCAAAAGAGAGAUAAAUUUAAAUUUAUUGUGUUAUACACCGAUGAGAGUAUUGAAAAUGGAUUUGGAAAACAAAAACAAAAUAUGCUACAAAAUAUGCUAAUAAAUAAAUCAUUUGAUAAACCUUUGGAAAAUUCAAAAAUAUUUACAUUACAUGAUGGUAUUCAGAACUGGAUACAAGUUGGUGGAAAAACAGAUAGUUUAACCUCUAUAAAAACUAAAAGAAUAGAUGCUAUUGAUGAUAAUGCCAUUUAUAUUAAUGGGAAUACAUCCCGUUUAAAUCUGCAAGAAUUCCCAAAGGCGACGCCAAGCAUAGCACAACAAGAUGCUAACAAAUCUAUUCAAAAUAUGAUGACUAAUUCACCUGCAUCGACAGGAGGUUAUGCAAUGCAUGAUCAACAAAUUUCAAAGGGAGGAAAACAGGAUAAAGGUCCACAAAGAACCUCUAGUUUCAAAAGAAUAUUUACCAAUUUUAGAAGUUCCUCUGGAAGCUCUGUUAACUCAGCAGGGGGUGUACAGGCAAUUUCGGCACCUCCAUUAUCGAUUCAAGAUGAUCAGUCAUCACUGUCUUAUCCACACAACUCAUCUUCUCUAUCAUAUUCAUCUCGUCGUAUGUCACAACUCUAUGCAUCCAACCCAAUAGACUAUCCCGAUGCUUCAUCGCUAUUAAAUAGUGGUAUGGAAGCAAUGUCAUUAUCCAACGACUCGACUGCAUAUAGUCCUGUCCGUUCCAGUAAUAUUCCUGGAAGAAGAGGAUUUUCACCGUAUUCGAGUCCUGUUUCGGCACUCCAUUCUCGUUCCCAAAGUUUCAACGAAAGUUCGACACUUAAAUCAGGUAUGUUUGCAAAUAUUGCAUCAUUAAACACUUCAGAUAACAACAUUAUUACAACUGGACAACAAACAUCCCCAGACCAUCUAGACUAUUCGUUUACAAAACAUUUACCUGACAUUCCUAGACUACCUGCCAGACCUUCGAGUUCUUCUUUUUCAGCAACAUCUCCUUAUAAACAACAAGAAUUGAUGGCUGGUUCAUCAAAGGAUGUAUUGAAGAAUGUGUCAUCCUAUCAAAAAGGUACGGAAUUGGAUUUUUUAACGGGUUUGGAAAAUAUGGGUAAUUCUUGUUACUUGAAUUGCAUAAUUCAAUGUGUACUUGGAACACAUGAAUUAACAAAAAUAUUUUUGAACGAUUCAUAUGAGAAACAUAUUAAUCUUAAUAGUAAAUUAGGUUCUAAAGGUGUGUUAGCAAAGAAUUUUGCAAGAUUGGUUCAUACCAUGCAUGAUAAGGGAACAAUUACGACUGGAAGUGAUCAUUCAAAGAAGAAGAAGAAGAAAAUUCCCGUGAGACCAGAUCAGUUUAAAUUUGCAUGUGGUUCUAUUAAUUCGACAUUCAAGGAUAUGUGCCAACAAGAUUGUCAAGAAUUCUGCCAAUUUCUAUUAGAUGGUCUUCAUGAAGACUUAAACCAAUGUGGUGGAAAUCCUCCUCUGAAGGAAUUGUCAAACCAAGCAGAAGAAUUGAGGGAGAAAUUAUCUUACCGUAUUGCAUCCUCAAUUGAAUGGGAAAGGUAUUUGACCACUGACUUCAGUGUAAUAGUUGAUUUAUUCCAGGGCCAGUAUGCAUCUCGUUUACAAUGCAAAGUGUGUAACCAUACAUCGACAACUUACCAACCGUUCUCGGUUUUGUCAGUUCCAAUUCCCAAUAAAAAAAAUUGUAAUAUUUUAGAUUGUUUCCAAGAUUUUACAAAAUGUGAGAAUUUAGAAACUGAUGAGCAAUGGUCAUGUCCGCAUUGUAAAAAGAAGCAACCCUCAACAAAACAACUAACAAUAACCAGACUUCCAAGAAAUUUAAUUAUCCAUUUGAAGAGAUUUGAUAAUCGAAUGAAUAAAAACAAUUCUUUCAUAAACUACCCCUUCACAUUGGAUUUGACAAAAUUCUGGCCAGAUGAUUUCGAUGGGAAUUUACCUCCCGGUGUCACAGAUGAGUUACCUGCAAGAGGUCAAGUCGCACCUUUUAAUUAUAAGUUAUACGGUGUCGCAUGUCAUUUCGGCAGUCUACAGGGUGGACACUAUACAGCAUAUGUUGAUAAGGGUAUCAAGAAUAGUUGGCAUUACUUCGAUGACACGGCAUUUAGACCAAUAAAAAAUCAUAAUGAGCCUAUUACAUCCAGUGCUUAUGUAUUGUUUUAUCAUAGAAUAUACAAUUUAUAA
Molecule: messenger RNA, 2979 nt
Organism: Maudiozyma barnettii
Lineage: Eukaryota; Fungi; Ascomycota; Saccharomycetes; Saccharomycetales; Saccharomycetaceae
Gene: DOA4
Product: ubiquitin-specific protease DOA4
Exons: 1
Coding region: 1-2979 (992 amino acids)
Biological process (GO): protein deubiquitination
Molecular function (GO): cysteine-type deubiquitinase activity
Source: RefSeq, a predicted model, not a curated record